This is a messenger RNA of Coniosporium apollinis CBS 100218, 1191 nucleotides long. RefSeq lists its product as uncharacterized. NCBI's taxonomy places the organism in Eukaryota, Fungi, Ascomycota, Dothideomycetes. The coding region runs from base 1 to 1191 and encodes 396 amino acids. The transcript is spliced from 2 exons. The record is from RefSeq and is a predicted model, not a curated record.
AUGAGAGUGGCCAUCUCUUCUAUCCUCCUCUCUUCUCUUGUCCCUCGGGCCCUCGGCCAGGUUUCUUUAUCAUUAGUAUGCAUCACGAAAGAGGGCAAGAACUCGUUGGCCAGCGUUGGCACUACGACCACUACACUAUCUCUCUUCUCCACCGCCAAAGAACAGUUCACAACCACGCCAUCCAGUACUGUCAUUCCCCCACCAGACUCGACGACCAUGACAGAUACUGCCUGGACAACUGAGACAACCACACUGCCAACGGUGACGGAUCACUAUACUUCGUCGUCGACGAUCUAUGACACUUCAACAGAGACCGCCACUAUUACAACAACUACUAUAACACAAAUUGAUAGCUACACCACGACUACGCCUACGACCACCAUCCCAACCUCACCCGGCUUUAUCCCAGUCGCUUCUGGUUUUGGUUUCCCAGGCUUCAAGAAGCGCAUGGCUGAUGCUGCUAUGCGCUUUGAGGCACGAGCCAAGCCACCAACAACCGACCUACCGAUACUCCAAGCGGAACCUGGCAACAAGAACAAAUUCCCGGAAACGGUCUCAUGCACGGAGAUUGCUUUAGGCAUCACCACGGAAACGAAAACGCAUACCGCGAAGAACACUGCUACUGUUACAGCCGAGCCCUCUACCAUCACAGCGUGGACUACGACGACCUUGACAACCACCAGCACGGUCGUUCCGCCCAACGUCCAGGUCACAACCGUUUUCGUCCACUCGACGCUCUUGACUGAGACAGCUACACAAACGAACACAGAGACUAGCACAACCAGCAGUACGAUCACAGUAAUCGCCCCAGCCUCAACCUACUACGCUGCCUGCGGACCCGAGAAUGUUGUCAGAAAUGCCAACGGAGGCACUUUCAAUGGAUUGCAAAUCUCUGGCAGUAUCCAACCCAGCUACUGGUCCAAGACCCCGACUGCAUACGACUGCUGCGUCGCAUGCAUGAACACGCCAAACUGCGCCCUCGCCAAUUGGGCGAGCGGAACAUGCAUGGUUCACCCUAUCGGCGGGACUGCAGGGACGAGUGGAGGAGUCUGCGACGUGAAGCACUAUUUUGGCAACUUCUUCCAGAGUGCUGGUCUCGGUGACCCAUGGACUAUUAGCAAUGGAAACUGUGGGCAGUUUUCGUACGGGUUCGGAGCCUGCUAUCGACUCAACCCCAGCAGAGACUGUUAA